AUGCGUUCCCUUCUGGUCGUGGCCGGCCUAGCUGGCUGCAGUUCUUUUGUGCCAACCGACGCAAGACAUCGGUUUCUGAGUGAAACACUGGAAGAACCUGAAGAUGUGAUGCUGAAGACGGCAGAUCUUCAUACAAACCUGCUACGGGAACCCCCCAUGACGAUCAAGCUAGACAACAGAUACAAAUUUACUGGUCUUGGAGAGCUUGUUUCACAGCUGAUCGACCAUCACACUACAAUGGGGAGCGUUGGCUCCUCUGGAACGAUGGCACGACAAAAGCUGCUCAAUUACCACAACAGUCAGUAUUUUGGCGAGAUAAAGAUCGGAACCCCAGGCAGAAGAUUCGUUGUUGUGUUUGAUACGGGUUCCUCAAACCUUUGGGUCCCUGCAGCGGAAUGCGAGAAAGGAGGAUGCGCCCCCCAUGAGAAAUUCGAUCCAAAGUACUCCAGCACAUUUUCCCCCAUACGGUCGCUAACGGGAGACCCAGCAGUAGCAUUUAUUCAAUACGGAACGGGCGCAUGCGUUCUUAGAAUGGGCCGCGAUAUCGUGGAAAUCGGCGGAAUUAAAGUUCCCAACCAGGCAAUCGGUCUGGCUGUCGAAGAAUCGACUCAUCCAUUCGCUGAUUUGCCCUUUGACGGGCUGGUGGGUUUGGGCUUCCCCGAUGUGUCUGGUGAAGAAGGACUUCCUUCCAGCGCACUCCCCAUUGUUGACCAAAUGGUCAAGGAGAAAGUUUUGGACCGCAAUGUGUUUUCCGUCUACAUGAGCGAAGACAUCAACCGGGAGAUCGGCCUCCACGGAAUGAAGAUAAAUGGGAAAUCCUUCGGCGUAUGCGAAAAACGUGGAUGCCGCGCGGCAGUCGAUACUGGUUCCAGUUUGAUAACGGGGCCGUCAUCUGUUAUCAAUCCCUUGAUCAAAGCUCUCAAUGUUGCUGAAAACUGUUCCAAUCUUGGAACCCUACCAACUCUCACAUUUGUCCUUAAAGACAUAUACGGAAGACUUGUUAACUUCAGCCUCGCACCCAGGGACUAUGUAGUGGAGGAACUUGAUGCCAGAGGAAACCCUAACAACUGUGCAGCUGGAUUCAUGGCUAUGGACGUGCCAGCGCCUCGUGGCCCUCUGUUCGUGCUCGGAAACUCCUUUAUCAGGAAAUACUACAGCAUUUUCGACCGCGAUCACAUGGUAAGCGACACUUAG
This is a messenger RNA of Eimeria maxima, 1194 nucleotides long. Its product is annotated as eukaryotic aspartyl protease, putative. Gene Ontology annotation, biological process: proteolysis. Lineage: Eukaryota; Apicomplexa; Conoidasida; Eucoccidiorida; Eimeriidae. The record is from RefSeq and is a predicted model, not a curated record. The coding region runs from base 1 to 1194 and encodes 397 amino acids. Gene Ontology annotation, molecular function: aspartic-type endopeptidase activity. The transcript has 12 exons.